AUGGAAACCACAUUUCCAGUCAUCAUGGACUCGACCGACCGCUCAAACAGCAGCGAUCUCGGUGGGCCGCAAAUGGUCAUCCAGCAGUAUGCGCGGUAUCCGGCGACUCUGGAAUCGACGCUGCAAAGUGCUUCCUCCCUAGGAAGUGCACGAAGCCAACUGGAUAUGGCCAAAUCCCCGCCGCUCCAGCGUAAGGGGACCCCGCGAAGCUUGCAUUCUUCCCCGAGGGGCAUGCGCUCGGCAAUACCGCCAUCAUCUGCUGUGCGUUCAGGUCCAUCCAUGUCCCCGCCACUUUUUGAUGCUCUUCGGCAUAGGCAGAUGAAAGAUCCUGCCGAUCAAGCAGAGUCCCGUGCGCUGCCGUCUCGGAAUGUUAGCGAUGAGACCAUUGAUGAUGCCUACGUAUUGUUCAUUCUUUAUUGCAACCCCAACGUCCCUUCUAAUGUCGAGACCUCGGAGCUGCGAAAGUGUUUUCGUUGCCCACCACGGAGCGAUGGCAAAAGCUUCAAUAUCUUCACUCUAUUUGAACUCAUUCGAAAGUUGGACAACAAGGAACUCAAGACUUGGAUUCAACUAGCCAUUGAGUUGGGUGUCGAGCCCCCUUCGAUUGAGAAAAAGCAGAGUACGCAAAAGGUUCAGCAGUAUGCUGUUCGACUUAAGCGCUGGAUGCGUGCCAUGCAUGUCGAUGCCUUUUUUGAAUUCUGCCUAGAUCACCCGCAUCCUUACUAUACACACCUUCCACCGUCCGGUCCAUUCGUGACUGACUCCCGUGAUGGUGUUCCAUUGGAAGAGGAUCUUGCCCUCAGGGCCCUAGUUCCACAAUGGAAGCCCAAGCGUGGUAGGAAAAGAGCCGAUGAAAGAGAGCUUGACGAUGAAAAAGCCUAUAAGCGCCCUCAGUUAGACACUUCAGUCGGUGGUCUUCAUCAGGGUUCGUUUCAGGCAAAUUCUGUCAUUUUCCCGCAAAGCGCCAUUCCAUUCAGUGCAUUCCCCGAAGACAUGGAGUCUAACGAUCCAUGGAUGACUGCUGCGUCCUCGUUUCCACCGGGUGGGGGGCCGGCACCAGAUCAACAGGGGCAAGACCUGCGUUGGAGACUUCCCGACCGGGAAGCAUCUCCGGCAAACUAUCCACAAUCAGCUAUCGUUCCACGACAGUCGUCUGAUAUUCUCAUGUCUUCCGAACCGCGAUCUGCAGUCACGCCAUCAUCUGGGGAGAAAAGUCGCGCCAGAAGAAGACAUGGUCCAGCGGUUUCAUCAGCCUGGCCAAAUAGCAAUGGCUCAUCAACCGGAAAAAGUCGAGGAAGACCACCAAACAAAGGAUCCACGUCUGGAUCCUUUUCUACAUUCCAGCUCAAUUCAAGCCAAGAGUCUCCCCAAGUCCCUAACUCCGUCGUUCCAUCCGAGUCUCAUGUACUUGACCGGCAACCACCGAAUCCCAUGCCAAACUCUUCUUAUAACCAGUCGCCCACUCCUGCGAACCAUGGAAGGCCAGGCAAGCUCCAGCUUCAGGUUCCUCAACAUCCUGGAGCCCCUGUUCGACUCGCUACACCUCCAACACUCCAGUUAAAUGGUGUCAAUGGCGCUGUCAUUUCCGGCUCAGAAGAUGGCAACGGGCCACAUGAGGCCGAUGGAUCAAGUAGCCAAACUACAGUUGCAGCAAAUCGAAUCACUGAUUCCCAUGAGCACAAUCCAAGACGAAUUUUGGACAUUUCUAUCAACGAUCUUGUGUGCGGCCUGACUGUCGAGCUGCUGCGUGCUCGCCUUAUUGGACGAGCAGCUGCUCUCAGUCCUGACGAGGCCCGGGCUGUUGCAUCGCAGAUGGUAGCGGAUAUAUCCGUGUUGCAUUCCUCAUUACCACAUGGACCGCAUUCGAACUCCAUGUUGGCUUUCCACCUGGGCAUGGGCCAUCAUUUUGGGAUACUUCGCGCUAAUCCAGGCUCAAUGGUUGUUAAAAUCGAUCCUCCCUGCAGAAAUACCAAUGUCGGGGGUGCAGCCACUGGCUCGAACCGCCAUGCGGGGAGGGCACGAUAUACCGUAUCCUAUGAUUACAAUCUGUAUCAUGACUCGUCGAUGCAAAUAAUUAUUGGAGUGUUUGAGCCUGAUGCUUGGGCUCUCGAUCCGCAGCACCAGCCAGUUGAGGCUGCGGAUCCCGCACAUGAUGUCGAAAACGACCCUGCUGAUUUCGAGCUUGAGGAUGACGAGGGCAGCCAUACUGUUUCUGAAGCAACAUGGAAACAACGUUACAUGAAGCUUCGGGCGCAGAUGCAAAAGAAAGACCGAUCCUUGGCACAAUACAAACGCAAUAUUGUUGAAUCGGUCAUGGCUGAUAUUUGA
Messenger RNA from Penicillium alfredii, 2328 nucleotides. It is a transcript of the gene abp2, whose product is annotated as putative ARS binding protein Abp2. Lineage: Eukaryota; Fungi; Ascomycota; Eurotiomycetes; Eurotiales; Aspergillaceae. The record is from RefSeq and is a predicted model, not a curated record. Gene Ontology annotation, molecular function: DNA replication origin binding. The coding region runs from base 1 to 2328 and encodes 775 amino acids. The transcript is spliced from 2 exons.